Coniophora puteana RWD-64-598 SS2 is the source of this 826-nucleotide messenger RNA. RefSeq lists its product as uncharacterized. The annotation marks the transcript as partial. The transcript has 2 exons. The record is from RefSeq and is a predicted model, not a curated record. NCBI's taxonomy places the organism in Eukaryota, Fungi, Basidiomycota, Agaricomycetes, Boletales, Coniophoraceae.
GCCCUCUUUGCUUCACUUCCAGCUGCCCUGAGAACCAUUGACACAAUUCUUUCGCAAAACGCUCAUAGCAAUUCGCAUAGAGCAAAACUUCCUACACGCCCAGCUCUACACGAGGCUCACCCUCGAUAGGUUCCCUCGAGUUCUCAUCGAGAUGACUUCUGUCUAUUAUCAGAUUGUGUCUUGACUCCCCGCGGGGCAAGAUAUGCUCGCUGGAGUCGCUGCCGUACGCUAUGAGGCUCUCCGACAGUGUGAGGGCUCGCGAGCAUAUGGAAGCAUAUCGUGGAGGGCGUCGAAGUCCAUAGAACAUCUGAUGGCGAUACCAGCUCCGCGGGCAAAGAUCGGCACUACAGCACAAAUCCAACGCGUCCCUAUGGCUCCCCAACGGUGGUCUUAAGCUCGAUUGCCAGCGAGCUCAAUUCAAACUUGGCAUUGGCACCAUCCCGCUGUCGCUUUUCCUUGAAACAUGCUGGGUCGAUCCAGUCUGAUGAGGUGUUCUCGGUCACCUUAUCUCCUGCAGAUCGUGGGAUUUACCUCUCGAUGGGUAAUGGGUUCGAUAGAGAAGCCGGUUCUCGUGGGCGGGCGCGACAAGUUCGCUCGCAGUCACUAGCUCUUCAUAAUGCUGCAUCGAGGCCCCUUGUCCAUUGCUUUUGGGAACAAGAGUGGCUACAUUUUCGUAUUCCCGAGGCACUGUCUUCUACUGCGCCCUUUGCUACCGGGGACGGGGAACCUUCAAAGGAGUAUAUUAUAAGAGUUUACCGACCAACCUCCCCGCUUUCGUUUUCUUUACCUCCCUCCCCACCCGUCUUCACCUCCUCCACACACCAGU